UGGGGGUUGCAGUGGAGCUGGUAAAAAGUUUGUGGGAACUUGGACUGGUAAUUUGAAGAUACUGCAUUGAUUUAUGUUUUUCCUUUUCCCCUCUUUUAGGGUUUUUAUUCUGCCACUAAUAAGGAUUCAUCUCCCCUCUCCCUUUCCGCUUUUUAAUGUUUGAUUCAGGUGUAUGAAUAGUUACUGGCAGAGUGCGUAAUUUUUAAAGAAUUAAAUAUAACCCAGAUGUGCUUAAAUGCCCCCACCCCCGGUGUGUGUGGGGGGACUUACUGGUGGCUUAAACUUUAAGAUUUUGUAGAGUUUACAUAAUCGUGUAAUCGGGAUUGCAACACUUGAAAACUUAGUACUUGACGUAGUUUCAUCUAAUCUUUCUAGAAGAGCAUGUAAAUCAACUUGACUCUUUUUCAGUCCUUGAUUUCUGGACCAGUAUUUAAUUGUCAAAAAGGGACAUGCGCAUUUAACACCAGUUCCUUGAUGCUAGUUAUUUUAGGUUGAUUGCAGCCCCCUUAAAACACUCUUUAAUGUUCAGAUUUAAGUAUAUGUAAGCACUUAGAACAGUGUCUGGCACCUAACAAACACUAGAUGAGUACUAACUGCCACUUUUAUGUGAUGGUUAUUUUACAAAAUGUCACACCAGAGGAAGGCCAAAAUUUAUGUUUCCUUUUUUUUGUUUCCCUUAUUGAAAUAUUUUUUUUUUAAAUGUCUGCUAACCCCUAUAUGGCCAUUGUUUCAUUCCUGAUGUCUGCCUCAAUUAUUUUGAACAAGCCAGAUUUUUAUUCAAUAGUUUUGCAAAACUAAAAAAGUAAUCUGGGAAAUGAAAUCACUGCUUUGUGUUUGAGGUGGGACAGAGAGGCAGACUUAUCAGAAGACACAGGUAUAGUACUUAUAGCCAAUAGCUUUUCCAAAUUUACAAGAAGCUUUACAGAUCUUUUGCAUUAGGAGGAUAACCUCAAUCAGGGGAAGAUAGGCAAAAUGCUGAUGUGAGUGUAUUCCAUUCACCUUCUCGCUCCCUGGCAAAUAAGAGAAUCACUUGAAUACACUCUCCUCUUUUUCUAAAGCAGGGGCAGGGGCAGGCGAUGCUAUAGCAGGGUGAUUGAAAGUGUGGACUUUGGUGUCAGGUGGACCUGGACUUAAGUCACCAUCCUUCCAGCUACUUUCUAUGUUUUUGGAAAAAUUAGAAGGUAGGGAAUGUUGGUGGCAAGAUAAAUAUGGGGUCUGGUUCUUGGCAAGUGUCUUGGCUGUCAUUCCACUGAAUGCUGGAGGAAAAGCAGUCAGCAGCUGCUUAAAAUUUUCUUCUCAUUCUAUUACCUACCUCUCCUCUUCCUGAUGUUGGAUGGUACAUCCUUAUGACAGUCUUCUCUUAAAAGUUUCACAUUUCUUCCACUUAAUGGAACCUGCACAUCUGCAUAAACAUGACUGUAGCUGUGUCAGCUUGUUAUGAUGCCGUCUCGUACCAACCUGGCUACUGGAAUCCCCAGUAGUAAAGUGAAAUAUUCGAGGCUCUCCAGCACAGACGAUGGCUACAUUGAUCUUCAGUUUAAGAAAAGCCCUCCUAAGAUUCCUUAUAAGGCCAUUGCACUUGCCGUCGUGCUGUUUUUGAUUGGCGCCUUUCUCAUUAUCAUAGGCUCCCUCCUGCUGGCUGGCUACAUCAGCAAAGGGGGGGCAGACCGGGCCAUUCCCGUCCUGAUCAUUGGCAUCCUGGUGUUCCUGCCGGGUUUUUACCACCUGCGCAUCGCCUACUAUGCAUCCAAAGGCUACCGGGGUUACUCCUACGAUGACAUUCCAGACUUUGAUGACUAGCACCCAUCUCGGCCCAGAGAAGAGUCACGGAUGGGACUGAGCCCAGCUUUAAGACAAUGGGCAAAAACUGGCUGUGGGCUAAGAAAUUCUGUAGUGUGCAGCUGUUUAACAAAAUUCUGGCCAGAUUUUAUGGGUCCAUCCCAAAGAUGUUAACUGAGCUUACAAUUAGCUAACUAGGGCAUGCUUUAUUUUCCAUCUCCUGGCACUGGCAAAAGCUCCUGAUGAGUUUUUCCACUUGAAUUUAUCAUGGAAGAAUAACAUUGUUAAUUGUAUAGGGAAGCAGGAAGUUAUUCUGUAGUGGAAAGUGUUACCACCACCACCCUUUUUAGAGUUGAGUGUUUCUUUUAAAUAGUCCUCAUUCUCAAAUUGUUCUUGUGACAAAUGGAAAAAUGCGGUAUUUAUAAUUUCUUAUUUCUAAGUAAUUUAUUUUGAAAAUUUCUAAGUAUCUUAUCUCCUACACUUAUCUCUAACUUUGUAUUCCAGGAUUGACCUUGGUAAAAUCAGAUAUUAAUGUGGGUGCAUCUGUAGUAUAUUUACUUAAUUUCUUAUUGACAGCAACCAGGAAAUUUUAAAACCUCAGAGCAGGUUUUCAAAAUGUAAACACUUUUCCACCAGUCCUUGUCCAGUUUUGAUGUGGUUUGCCGAAAGGAUGGCCAGCAUAUGGUUUGGGUCAUUCUGUCCUUUUAUAAAUCAAGAUAUUUAUAUCAUGCCUUUAAGGACUGGAAUUUUGGUUGUUUCCUAAUGAAAAAUGUAGAAAAGUGGUUACUUCAAGUUUUACAACCCCCUUGUUAGCCCCUUGUAAUAUUAUGGCCUUCUGCUGAAGAUGGAAAGACUGGGUCUAGAUCACUAGAGGACUAAACUGGCUUAGUGUGAUUCUGUUUUCUAGCUUGCAAAAAGUGACUUGUAUUCAAAAGGAAUUAAAAUGGCAAAUCCAAACCAUGGGCUUAAAAUGAGUUAACUUUAAAUAUAUUUCAGAAACGUUUUAAUGAUUUUAUGAUAUUUUUUAUUUCAAUAUCAAGACUACCUUUGUUUUUAGGUAGCUGACAUUGUUGGUCAGACUCUACUGACCAAAAGUCAUUCUCUUACUCCAAGUUUUGGGCCUGAUGGACUAGAAGUAUCAUCAACUGAUACUUGGAAGGCUGUGGAUAGAACAAGUUUUUCAAAGAAAAAGAGGUCAGUUUUGGAUGUGUUAAAUUUAACAUGUCUAUUCAACAUCCAGUUGGAGCUGUUGAGUAGACAGUUGUGAUGUCUGUGGCCGUAAUUCAGGGUGGGGAGGUCUGGGCUAGAAAUUAUCAGCAUUGACAAAUCGAAAAGCCAUGGGAGUAGAUAUCAUCACCAUGGGAGGACUCAGGAAAUGAGGGACAAGGAGAGUGUGACCUGAGGCCAACUCUAAGGUUAGGCACAUUUGGUAAUUAAUGGGAGGGUAGGCUAAGGAUUCUAGUCCCCUACUUAAAGUUCUUGGGCCUUGACAAUGAAGAUGCGAGGAAAUGUAUAAAACUUUAUCCUGGGCAUUGUUUGCAAGACAAAACUCAGGCUGGAAGGUUUGGGCCAAACUUUUUAUAAAAGUAAUGAUGCUGCUGGUAAGAAAAAAAAAUCAAAAUAGAACAGUAGCUAUAAAGUGAAAAGUAAAGAUCUGCUCACCUGGCCUCAUUUGCCAAGGUUGUUCAGCUUAGAAAUAUUGUAAGCACAUAAACAAAUAGAUGUUUGUUUUUUAAUUAAACCUGGAUCCCACCGUAUGGUCCUAUAA
Choloepus didactylus (southern two-toed sloth) is the source of this 3547-nucleotide messenger RNA. It is a transcript of the gene TMEM230, whose product is annotated as transmembrane protein 230. Gene Ontology annotation, cellular component: synaptic vesicle; endomembrane system. Bases 1438 to 1800 code for a protein of 120 amino acids. The record is from RefSeq and is a predicted model, not a curated record. The transcript has 4 exons. Lineage: Eukaryota; Metazoa; Chordata; Mammalia; Pilosa; Megalonychidae. Gene Ontology annotation, biological process: synaptic vesicle transport.